Messenger RNA from Penaeus vannamei (Pacific white shrimp), 726 nucleotides. Lineage: Eukaryota; Metazoa; Arthropoda; Malacostraca; Decapoda; Penaeidae. The record is from RefSeq and is a predicted model, not a curated record.
AUGUCACAGUCGCGUGUCACCCUCCACCCUAUGUCACAGUCAGCGUGUCACCCUCACCCAUUAUGUCCACAGUCAGCGUGUCACCCUCCACCCUAUGUCACAGUCAGCGUGUCACCCUCCACCCUAUGUCACAGUCAGUCAGUGUCCACCCUCCACCCUAUGUCUCACAGUCAGCGUGUCACCCCCACCCUAGUGUCACAGUCAGCGUGUCACCCACAUGUCACAUCACGUGUCACCCUACCCUACUUCACAGUCAGCGUGUCACCCUCCACCCUAACAGUCAGUGCACCCCUCCAGUCACAGUCAGCGUGUCACCCUCCACCCGAUGUCACAGUCAGCGUGUCACCCUCCACCCUAUGUCUCAGUCAGCGUCAGUUUCAGCCUCCACCUAUCACCCAGUCAGCGUGUCACCCUCACCUAUGCACGCGGCGUGUCACCCUCCACCCGUCAGUCACCAUAUGUCACAGUCAGCGUGUUCACCCUCCACACAGUCAGCGUGUCACCCUCCACCCUAAUGUCACAGUCGUGUCACCAAUGUCAUCCUCGCACCACUAUGUCAUCAGUCAGCGUGUCACCCUCCACCCUAGUGUCACAGUCAAGCGGUGUCACCCUCCACCCCUAGGCACAUCAGGCGUUGUCACCCUUCACCCUAUGUCACGCUCAGUCCGUGUCCACCCAUGCCACCCAGAAGCGGCUGCAUGUCAUGAAGUUUGUCCAUCAGUAUGA